AUGGCCCACACCAGCAUCAUCGUCUCCAACUUGGACAAGGCGCACUUUGUGGCGCUGCACACGUGCCGCGUGCCGCUCGCCAGCCAGAUCAAAAACACGCUCACCGACGCACGCCUCUACGGCCACGCGCAGGGCCACGCGGUGGUCUCGCACUGGUCCGAAUUGCCGUUCUUGAACCGCAUCAUCGCCAUCUUCCACUCCGAGGCCGACGCGUCGUGCGCGUGCGAGUACUUGCGCCAGGCGCAGCGGGUGCCCGCGGGCGCCACGGCGUUUGUGUUGCCCGAAACCGCCCGCAUUUCGCAGCAGGAAAACCUCUUGCAGCGGCUGAGCCUGGCGGGCGAGCUCACGCAGCAGCCCGUGCCGCCGUCUGCCGCGGCCGCCGGCUUGGCCGCCUACCACGAGCCGGAGCCCAAGCCCAUCGACAUGUAUGCGGAUCUUCUCCGCGCAGGCAUCGACAUCUCCAAGUUCAACACCGACGAGCAGGUCGACGAGGUGCGCGGCGCGCCCGGCCACCAGGACGCGCCGGGCGUUGCCCGCUCGCGCUCGCCCACCAAAACGUUGUUCAAGCCGCCGUUGCGGCUCAACACCCAGGCCGCGUGUGCCGAGGGCGCCUCGCCGGCGUCUCCCACCAUCACGCUAGACCAGAUCUGA
Messenger RNA from Metschnikowia bicuspidata var. bicuspidata NRRL YB-4993, 651 nucleotides. RefSeq lists its product as uncharacterized. Lineage: Eukaryota; Fungi; Ascomycota; Pichiomycetes; Serinales; Metschnikowiaceae. Bases 1 to 651 code for a protein of 216 amino acids. The record is from RefSeq and is a predicted model, not a curated record. The transcript has a single exon.